This is a messenger RNA of Ilex paraguariensis (yerba mate), 1704 nucleotides long. The record is from the annotation of a GenBank genome assembly. NCBI's taxonomy places the organism in Eukaryota, Viridiplantae, Streptophyta, Magnoliopsida, Aquifoliales, Aquifoliaceae.
GUCGUCUUCUUCUUGGUCCCCUUGCCUGAAAACGCAAUCCCUCAGCUAGGGUGCCAACGUCAAAAUAGACUAAAACCCGUGUAAUCUCUCCCAUCAAGAACCCACUUUCUCUUCUUAAAAAAAUGACCUCAAUUCCAUUCCUCUCUCUUAAGCCACUAAUCAAAUUCCACUCAAACCCUUCCAACCCAGGUCUCUUCCUCUCUAAUUCCACUUCUACUUCAUACUCAAUCUCCAAUUCUCUCUCUUUUGUUUUGAAUAAGCGUCGUUCCCCUCCGACUAUCAAAGUUUCGAAGAGUUCCAAUGGCGGAUCAUUAUCGGCGGUCAUGUGCUCGACUUCGUCGCCGUUUAUUGGCAAAGUCGGAUUGCACACAAGAGAUGGUAACUUCACGUUCUUGUCCUUCGGUGCAAACCCUCGUGGUGUAUUAGAAGAAGUCGCUGAAAAAGCUGAUUCUUCACAGAUUUUGUCGGCAAUGCUUCCGUUUGUCGUCGCUCUCACUGCAAUUGCCGCUCUUUCUCAGCCUUCAACCUUCACUUGGGUUUCAAAGGAACUGUAUGCUCCUGCUCUGGGAGGAAUCAUGUUGUCCAUCGGUCUUCGACUGUCAAUCGAUGAUUUUGCUCUUGCUUUGAAAAGACCUUUACCACUAUCCGUUGGGCUUAUUGGGCAGUACUUGCUUAAGCCAGUGCUUGGGGUGUUAGUAGCCCAAGCAUUCAGGAUGUCUCCAAUGUUCUAUGCUGGCUUUGUACUCAUGUCUUGCGUUGCAGGGGCUCAGCUAUCUAGCUAUGCCAGCUUCUUGAGCAAAGGAGAUGUGGCUUUGAGCAUUCUCUUGACCAGCUCGACCACCAUUGCAUCGGUUCUUGUUACUCCCCUUUUAACUGGCCUUCUCAUUGGAUCUGUCAUUCCAGUUGAUGCAAUUGCCAUGUCAAAGUCUAUUUUGCAGGUUGUUCUUGUGCCAGUCACUCUUGGCCUAGUACUCAAUACUUAUGCAAAAUCAGUUGUAGAUGUUCUUCAACCGGUGAUGCCAUUUGUAGCAAUGAUUUGUACUUCGUUGUGUAUUGGCAGCCCUCUUGCAAUUAACCAGAGCCAAAUUCUUUCCACAGAGGGUCUAAGAUUGAUUGGUCCUGUGUUGAUAUUUCAUGCAGUGGCAUUCACCUUGGGUUACUGGAUCUCCAGAAUUCCAUUUGUGAGGCAAGAAGACGAUGUUUGUAGGACAAUUUCGUUAUGCACAGGAAUGCAGAGUUCGACACUGGCAGGGCUGCUUGCAACCCAAUUUCUUGGGAGCAGCCAAGCGGUUCCCCCUGCAUGCUCGGUAGUUGCCAUGGCCAUCAUGGGCCUUUGUCUAGCCUCAUUCUGGGGCAAUGGAUAUCGAAUUAGGGACCUACCAUCUCUCUUAAUCCUGCAAACCGGUUUGACUGUCAGGGCUUAACCAAGCAGCAUUGCAUCUUUGAGGACAGUGGCCAGGGUAAUUUAAUACGGCAGAGUAGAUCAAUAAUUAUAGAUGCAUACCAAUAUUACAAUUCAUUUAGACUAAAAGAGCUGGCUAACAUGUUCAUGAUCACCACUGUUUAUGAGGGUAGACAAAAGUGUAUUGUGGAAACAUUGGUCUGUCUGGGAGCAACUGGUAACUUGUACAGUUCCUAGAGCCUUUUGUAUAAGCUGCGCCUGUAAAUGUUAUAGAACCACUUAUAGAAGUCGGAAUAUUUAUG